AUGUCUGAUUCUCCUCAAAGAGAGGAUGUAAUAGAUUUGACGAACGAGCCAGAUUCUCCGGAAGACCAGAGAAGACCGCAAAAUGGCGGCUCGCGAACAGCACCACGACUACCACGAUUUGGAAGAAACAUAAUGGCCGAAGUUGUCGAUCUUGAAGAACCAGAAGAUAUAAUUCGAGUAGAUUCACCAAGCAGUCCGGAAGUCCAGUUUGUCGGAGCUACAGUGCGCCAGCCAGAACCAGUGCCGGCACCUCCGCCUAGAAAUCGGGGCUUCAUAGGGGCGAAUCUCUGGGAUUUAAUACGAUUACAACGUGAAAUGGCACCUCGUCAUCUCAUGUCAAGAGAGGAAAGCUUCAGACAGGAAAUUGCAUGGAGAGCACGAGACCUUCAUCGUCAUCCGCCCGAUGAGGUGGAUAUGUUUUUGCUUGGUGCUGCGGAGGAAGCUAUCGAUCUUGAAGAUGCCAUGGAUCUCGCGAUAGUUGGGGAUAGGUCAUUGAGAGUUGGGUAUCCCACUUCUGGGUUGACUUCAGGUAGAGGCUCCCGCCAGAGCUCGUACAAAGCGCCAAGUCCUCCCUCCGAAGGAUUCACGAGAAGCGCUGGGGAGGACGAUCUGGUAGUGUGCCCAAAUUGUGAUGAGGAACUAGGAACAGGGGAUGAGGCAAAGCAACAGAUAUGGGUAGCGAAACCUUGUGGACAUGUUCGUGCCACCUUCCUACAUUAUGUUGGGGCCUAG
This is a messenger RNA of Aspergillus fischeri NRRL 181, 732 nucleotides long. Its product is annotated as putative RING finger domain protein. Gene Ontology annotation, cellular component: SUMO-targeted ubiquitin ligase complex. The coding region runs from base 1 to 732 and encodes 243 amino acids. Gene Ontology annotation, molecular function: ubiquitin-protein transferase activity. The record is from RefSeq and is a predicted model, not a curated record. NCBI's taxonomy places the organism in Eukaryota, Fungi, Ascomycota, Eurotiomycetes, Eurotiales, Aspergillaceae. The transcript has a single exon.